AUUAAUUAUGCUUUUUUUUUUUUUUUAAUUAUCUUCCCCAUUUUUAAGGGUACAACUUAGUGACAUUAAGUGCAUUCACGAUGUCAUGUAACCACCAUGAUUCCCAGAACUUUUUCAUCGUCCUAAACAGAAACUCUGCACCUAUUAAACAACAACUUUCCAUUCCUACACCCCUCAAGCCCUGGUAACCUCUAAUCUAUUUUCUGUCUCUAUGCAUUUGCCUAAGGAUCCCUGGUGGCAGAGUGGAUAAGCGCUCGACUGCUAACUGAAAGGUUGGAGGUUUGCACUCCCCACCCGCUCCCUGGGAGAAAGCCGUGGCAGUCUGCUUCUGUACAGACUACAGCCUUGGAAACCGUAUGAGGCAGCUCUACUGUGUCCUGUAGGGCCACUAUGUCCCUGGUAGACUUGGGAAAGAAGCUUUUAGAAGCCGCACGAGCAGGUCAAGAUGAUGAAGUUCGUAUUUUGAUGGCAAAUGGAGCUCCUUUUACUACAGACUGGCUGGGAACUUCUCCACUUCAUCUGGCAGCACAGUACGGACAUUAUUCCACAACAGAGGUGCUCCUCCGGGCCGGUGUGAGUAGGGAUGCCAGAACUAAAGUGGACCGGACACCAUUACACAUGGCAGCUUCUGAGGGCCAUGCCAGGAUAGUUGAGGUGUUGCUUAAGCAUGGUGCUGAUGUCAAUGCGAAGGACAUGCUGAAGAUGACAGCUCUACACUGGGCCACAGAGCACAAUCAUCAAGAGGUGGUGGAGCUUUUAAUCAAAUAUGGUGCUGAUGUACACACACAAAGUAAAUUUUGUAAAACUGCAUUUGAUAUUUCAAUAGACAAUGGGAAUGAAGAUUUAGCAGAGAUACUACAGAUUGCAAUGCAGAACCAAAUCAACACAAACCCAGAGAGUCCCGACACUGUGACGAUACAUGCUGCAACACCACAGUUUAUCAUCGGACCUGGAGGGGUGGUGAACCUAACAGGUCUGGUAUCUUCAGAAAAUUCAUCCAAGGCAACAGAUGAAACGGGUGUAUCUGCUGUUCAGUUUGGAAACUCAUCUACAUCAGUGUUAGCUACGUUAGCUGCCUUAGCUGAAGCAUCUGCUCCAUUGUCUAAUUCUUCAGAAACUCCAGUGGCCACAGAGGAAGUGGUUACUGCAGAAUCUGUGGAUGGUGCAAUUCAGCAAGUAGUUAGUUCAGGGGGUCAACAAGUCAUCACAAUAGUUACAGAUGGAAUUCAGCUUGGAAAUUUGCACUCCAUUCCAACCAGUGGAAUAGGUCAGCCCAUCAUUGUGACCAUGCCGGAUGGACAGCAAGUAUUAACAGUACCAGCAACAGACAUUGCCGAAGAAACUGUUAUAAGUGAAGAACCACCAGCUAAGAGACAAUGUAUCGAAAUAAUUGAAAACCGGGUGGAAUCUGCAGAAAUAGAAGAGAGAGAAGCUCUUCAGAAACAGCUGGAUGAAGCAAAUCGAGAAGCGCAAAAAUAUCGACAGCAGCUUCUAAAAAAAGAACAGGAAGCAGAGGCCUACAGACAGAAAUUAGAAGCAAUGACUCGUCUUCAAACUAAUAAAGAAGCUGUUUAAUUGAAAUGAACAUGUAGUUUGAUUUUACUUUUGGUCAAGAAAAUACAAUCUUGAACUGUACACAGUAUGGGUACAGUCAUGGGAACACAGGAUAAUAGAAGAGACUACAGUUGAUAAUUGGACUUAAGCCAUGAGCUCUGAAUUCUUGUAACAUAAAACUUUAGAAGUUGUGAGAUGUAUUUAAAGCCGAAUUCUGUAAAUAGUUGUUUGUUUGUUUUUUUUUUUUACGGUUCCAAAUGAGUUGAUAAAAGAUUGUUGAAGAGAUCCAAAAACACAAUAAGCCACUGUUUUUGUGAAAGCCUUUUGAUUUUAGUAUGAACCUUAAUUUCCCAGAAACAGAACAGUUUUAAGGGUGAUCGUUGUUGAUUAGACCAAAUGUUGUGUAUAAUUAUGUGGCGAACCGAUGCUGGAAUUAUUCCUGUAGGUAUAAACUUCAAUAUGAAGAGAGGAUUUCUCCCAGGAAAUCUUUGUACAGCUUAAGUUGUCUCAGAUUCUCUGAAAACAUUUUUUAGAAAGCAAAACUUUUAUAUUUGUUCAAUUUCAGCUAUACCCGAGUAGAUUUACAUGUAUAUGAAACAAAUAUUUUUUAAACUUUCUGUUUGUAAAUAUUUUGCAUGUUUUCUAAUUUCAAAAUGCAUCACUUGCAUACGUAUUUUUCCCACGAAGAUGAUGAAAGUUACUAAGGAAAAAAAAAAGCCUUUUAUUCUAUAGGUCAUUGAAAUUAAGUAAGCUGGCAGCCGGUUUUAUUGGAAUGACAAUGUUCUCGGAAGGAGCAGCUUACAAGAUAACUUGAAAUUGCAAAAUCUAUGUUUUGUUUUGUUUUGUUUUUAAUUUCAUAAUGGGGACGUGAACCUGUAUUCUGUGCCUUCCAUCAUGAUUUCCACAUGAAAGCACUUUAAGGCACUGGAUUUUAAGAUAAUGUUUUUGGAAAACUCAAUGCAUGUGGGCUUCUGAAAUACUUCAUGGACUCCUUUCUCCAAGCCCCUGCCUCCCAGGAAAUUAUUCUUAUGGAAAAAAAUUGCUUUUGUAUGUAGAACAAGAACUUUUUGUACUAUAGGGAUGCCAUAGAUGUGUCUAAUGUAACUUUUACUUUGUGAAAGCUGUGUGUCUGUGCUGUGACUUGUUCUCAUCACAAGAUUGUUAAAUCCCACAAUGUAUAGACAUAAAACUCUGACAUACUGUUCAUUCUUUUUUGUAAAACAUAACUUCAGGCUCCUUUUUCUUGCUUUAUUUUUAAAAAUGUUUUGUCGCUUUAUGAAAAUGUUUAACCCUAAGACCCCUUUAGACUGUAUGAAGAAGCAAUUACCCUUAAAACUGUACUCUGGCCUACUUUUCUAUUUUACGAUUAAAUAUCUUUUCCACAUAUA
Messenger RNA from Loxodonta africana (African savanna elephant), 2942 nucleotides. RefSeq names its product GA binding protein transcription factor subunit beta 1 (gene GABPB1). Lineage: Eukaryota; Metazoa; Chordata; Mammalia; Proboscidea; Elephantidae. The coding region runs from base 391 to 1575 and encodes 394 amino acids. The transcript has 9 exons. The record is from RefSeq and is a predicted model, not a curated record. Gene Ontology annotation, molecular function: protein binding; transcription cis-regulatory region binding. Gene Ontology annotation, biological process: positive regulation of transcription by RNA polymerase II. Gene Ontology annotation, cellular component: nucleus.